This is a messenger RNA of Bufo gargarizans (Asiatic toad), 2131 nucleotides long. RefSeq names its product inactive heparanase-2-like. Gene Ontology annotation, cellular component: extracellular matrix. NCBI's taxonomy places the organism in Eukaryota, Metazoa, Chordata, Amphibia, Anura, Bufonidae. The record is from RefSeq and is a predicted model, not a curated record. The transcript has 7 exons. Bases 50 to 946 code for a protein of 298 amino acids.
ACUUCAGCGUCCCUCUGCAGCCCAGCCUUCUAUUCUGAGACCUGCCUACAUGGUGACUACACGCAGGGUUGUACUUUCUGCACAGAGGAUCCCAUUGCUGGAGAAAAAAUAUAUAUACUUGACUGCAGCUGUAACUUUUAGGUUAAUAGCAAAGCGAAGAACGUCAAAGUCCACCCUUCAAUCAGUGCGAGUUGGGCACAAAGCCACCUUUCUCGCCCUUGAUACCCUGACGAUGGCUGCUGUGGGCUUGCGGCUGGGGAAACAAAUCCGUUGCCUGAGUGGAAGAGCGAAUUCCAAAACUUCAGGGGAGCCGAAGCUGAAAUAUGACGCUGUGAUCGUCGGAGGAGGACACAAUGGCCUGGUAGCGGCGGCGUAUCUGCAGAAAUCUGGGGUAAACUGUGUAGUACUCGAGAGGCGCCACGUGAUUGGCGGAGCAGCAGUUACUGAAGAGAUUAUUCCAGAGAAUGAGAAUAAGCACCAGGAAAUGGAUUAUUGGUUGUCCCUUCUUUUUAAAAGACUUGUGGGUCCAAAAGUAUUAGCAGUGCAUGUGGCUGGUAUACAGAGAAAACCUCGCCCGGGAAAAGUCAUACGUGACAAACUGCGCAUCUACGCUCACUGCACCAGCCAUCAUAACCAUAAUUAUGUGCGAGGAUCAAUCACCUUGUACAUCAUCAACCUACAUCGGUCAAGAAAAAAAAUCAAGCUGGCCGGAACAUUGAGGGAUAAGAUUGUCCAUCAGUAUCUUCUACAACCUUAUGGAACAGAGGGAAUCCAGUCAAAGUCAGUCCAGCUGAACGGACAGCGCCUUCUUAUGAUUGAUGACGGAACACUCCCAGAUCUAAAGCUCCGCCCACUGCGACCUGGCCGCACCCUUGUCAUCCCUCCACUAACCAUUGGCUUCUAUGUGGUAAAGAAUGUAAACGCCGUGGCUUGCAGAUAUCGAUAGUCAUAGCUUCUGCUAUAAGAAAUAGAACAGAGCUGCAACCAAAGACAUGUUGAUUCACUAAAAGACAAAAAGCGUGAAAUUGCAAGACUUCUUCCCUACCAAGCUCCAGGCCACCGAGUGACUGCAGGGCGGAUAAGUGCCGCCUGCCAGUUGUAACCCUUGAAUAUACUGCUGGUGGGGUGGAAACACGAGCUGUCGUUUCUUCAAGCUCAUAACCAGGUGGUGUCCCCCAUGGGAACCAAUGAAAAUGUUUUGUUUUUAUUUUGUAACCCAUAUUUGCAGAAUCGGAUGCUGGACUUCUUUUGGUUCCUACAGGACACAUCAUAUUUCUCACAAUUCAAGUGGAAAACCAAGCAGAAGGUUUAUAGUUGCUCCAAGAUGAAGCGUCUUCCAUAGUCCGAUCUAAAUCACUGAUCUUCUAAUGUACAGAAAAUUUUAUAGAAGACAACGUUCACUAUUGUAUAUGUUAGGUUUACUGCGGCAUCAUACUGUGUAGUUCUGUGCUGCAGCAUACAGUACAUCACCAGGGUUGGGUUGGAAGGGUCAAUCAAACGUAGAGGAAAGUGGGUCGGAAUAAGAUCAACAUGGAGCCCUCAAAUGGUCGUGGUUGAUGCCAAUAAGAGGGUUUGGUGCUUAUUCACCCUCCUUUCACUUUGACGUUGUGGCUCUUGUGGUGGCACUUUACAGGUUCCUUACAGGUUCCUACAACAAGGAUUGGCCUAAACCUGAGCUGUACCGCUUCCUCCUUAGCAGGCUGCGUUCUAGAUUCUAGAUAGCUGUAUUACCUUCCCCCCCGUGUCUCCAAGAUAAGCUUUCUAGUUUAGAGGACACAGGUCCAAUGGAGACCCAAAGGUUUACUUCAGUAGCUAUUUUGGAAGCUGCAAUAAUGGAGAACCCCUGCAAACAUCCACAUAUUGCAGUAGACCAUGUAAGCUUCUGUAUCAGGGACGGCAUUCUCCUUGGAGGACUUCCAGUAAGUUGGCCAUACAUGUCAGAUAGCUGGCAUCCAAGCUGUUCCUCCUUAUUUUACUAUACAGUGUACAAAUGCACGCUUGAUUGAAAUCCAGCAAGCCUGACCCAUCUUUCCCUUGACAUCUGCUGUCAGGAGAGAGUUGGGAGCCCCCCCAUACACGUUAGACGUUCAGUAGGCCCUGCCAAAAUGGUUUGGUUGACAUUAACCAUAUG